AUGAUUAACACAGAUAAAUUAAAGAGAAAAUUGACUAACGAAAAGGUUACUAAGAAAAAGGAAAACGAACAUGAGACGUUUAGUGAAGAUAUCAUAGAUGAUAUACCAUUGAAAGAAAUUGAUCUUAAUGAUGAUUCUGAAACAGAUGAUGAAUCUGAAAUUGACUCUAGUAACGAUGAGCAUGAGGAUGGUAGCUCAGACUCUACAGUAUAUAGUGAUAGUGAAGAGUUUGAAUCAGAUGAAGAAGAGGAACAUGAAGAUAGCAAUAAUACUACUACAAAGCUUGACAAUACUACUUCUGAAAGUUCUAUUGUCAAAAAAGGUACUAGCGAAGCUCAAGAAAACACUCAAAAAAGCUCUAAAGAAAAUGAUGAUGAUGAAUAUGCUAGCCAUGAUACAUCGGAUGAGGAAGAUAUUAGGAACACUGUAGGAAAUGUACCCAUGAAUUGGUAUGAUGAAUAUGAGCAUAUUGGUUAUGAUUGGGAAGGAAAAAAGAUUAUGAAGCCUAAUCAAGGUGACCAGAUUGAUAUGUUUUUGAAAAAAAUGGAAGACCCUAACUUUUGGCGAACUGUUAAAGACUCUCAGACCGGUCAAGAUGUUGUGCUAUCUGAUAAAGAUAUAGAAUUAAUUAAGAGAAUAGAGUCGCAUAAAAUUCCAGAUAAAGAUUAUGAUGACUAUACACCAUGGGUUGAGUGGUUUACUUCAGAAGUAAUGGACAUGCCAUUGCGGAAGUUCCCUGAGCAUAAGAGAUCAUUUUUACCAAGUAAAGAUGAAAUUAAAAAGGUUUCUAAAUAUGUUCAUGCUAUGAAAAUGGGUUGGAUGAAGUCUAGAAGAGCAAUGAAACUUUCAGAAAAAAGAAAAAUGGAGCGAGGACCUCAAUUUUAUAUGUUAUGGCAUUCUGAUGAUGCAGCUGAAGAAAUGAGAAGAAUUCACAAUCAUAUCCCUGCCCCAAAACGUGCCUUGCCUGAUCAUUCUGAAUCAUACAAUCCUCCUGAAGAGUAUUUAUUUAAUCAACAAGAACUGAAAAAAUGGAAUCGAGAGAAAAAAUCAAUAGGUAACAAAAAAUUACAUUUUGUUCCACAAAAAUACAAUUCCCUUCGUGAAGUCCCAUCUUAUAAACGGUUUAUUAGAGAGAGAUUUUUAAGAUGCUUAGAUCUUUACAUGUGUCCAAGAGCUAUUAAAAUGAGGUUAACUAUUGAACCAGAAGAUCUUUUACCAAAAUUGCCUACCCCUAAAGAUUUGCAGCCUUUUCCUACAGUUGUGUCUAUUACCUAUAUUGGGCAUACAGAUAUGGUCAGAUCAAUUACAAUUGAUCCUUUUGGUCAAUAUUUGGCAUCUGCUUCGGAUGAUUCUUCAGUCAGAUUUUGGGAGGUUAGUACUGGAAGAUGUUUGAAAGCAUUUAACAUUAAUGGAAUUGGUAAAUGUAUAACAUGGUGCCCGAAUCAAGCUGUCUCUUUAGUUGCUGUAGCUGUCGAACGAAGGAUUCUUUUGAUUAACCCACAAUUAGGUGAUAGUUUAGUGAUCACUAAAACUGAUGAUCUACUUGAUACACCUCCACCGGAAGAUAAACUCACUUCAGAAAGAAUUAAGGCUGCAGUCCAAUGGGAACAUGUUUCUCCUUCCAAUGAUGAUUGGAAUAAGGGAAUCCGUAUUGUGCUUCACCACUUCAAGGAAGUUAAGCAAGUUUCAUGGCAUGGGAGAGGAGAUUAUUUUGCAACUGUCAUGCCUGAUGGUGAAAAUAGAUCUGUUUUAAUUCAUCAGUUAUCCAGGAGAAGAUCUCAGCUACCGUUUUCUAAACCCAAAGGAUUGGUUCAAGCUGCUUUGUUUCAUCCAAUUAAACCUCUAUUCUUUAUUGCUACCCAGCGAAAUAUAAGGAUUUAUGAUUUAGUUAAACAAGAAAUGGUGAAGAAACUCAUCUCAAAUUCUAAGUGGAUUUCACACAUGGCGAUUCAUCCAGGUGGUGAUAAUGUUCUCGUAGGAACAUAUGAUAGAAAAGUGCUAUGGUUUGAUUUAGAUCUAUCUACUAAACCCUACAAAUCUUUGGCUUUGCAUAACCAGGCUUAUGUUCAGUGGAUUUAUCAUCCUUUUGUACUUGAGCUAGGACAGGAAGGGCGUCUUAUCCUUCAGUUUCAUUGA
Molecule: messenger RNA, 2136 nt
Organism: Nezara viridula (southern green stink bug)
Lineage: Eukaryota; Metazoa; Arthropoda; Insecta; Hemiptera; Pentatomidae
Source: the annotation of a GenBank genome assembly